GCUCACGCCGCCCGGGACACACAGGAGACAGCCGUCGAGCUUCGCCAGAGGAGGCCCUCCUCUCCUGGCGGCGCCGGCGCCGGCGGCUACCGCGGUGCUGUUUAAUUUGGCGCAACUUUGUAGAGGUUCCUAUUUCACUGCGCACUUGCUGUCCUCAAGAAGACAUUUCUCUGAAACUGCGUUUAUUAUCCAGUGUUUUAAGAUGUAGAGUGGAUGGGUUCUUAUCCCAGUGGCAGGGACGCGGUGGCGUUUCCCAGCCAGUCCGAGUCCGACUCGGAGUCCACGCCUCUUCCUUAAUUAAAAAACAACGAGGCUCCUCCUUCAUUUUUUUUUUAAAGAUGCAGGGUUAUCAAUGUAAAGUUAUAACUCGAUCAGUCCUUACAAUCACCAAUGCUGAUAAUACUCUAUUUACUUGUUGCAGGUGCUGUUUAAUUGGGCGCAACUUUGUAGAGGUUCCUAUUUCAGUGCGCACUUGCUGUCCUCAAGAAGACAUUUCUCCGAAACUGCGUUUAUUAUUCAUUAGAAUAGAGUAAUUUCCUUGCCCCACCCGAUGGACAAAAGCACUGCUCCUGGUCCUGCUGAGGACAUUCUUGAGGAUGGGAAUCAUGCAAACUCUAGCCAGAACACUGAGACCUUUAAGCAUCAAAGUUUCACAUACACAUCCCAGUCACCGGGUGAAAGGAGAAAUUAUAAAAGGGCAGCUAACAGGGGAAGGAAAGGAUCCACAGUAUCAGAAGAGAAGUCACCUAGUGACUCUGUGCACACUCUAACAGAAAAGGCUGCAAAAAAGCCACCCAGUGACCCUGUACACACUGUGGUAAAACCAGCUGCAAAGAAAACUAAAAAGGGUAAACCCGUGAAGAAAAGUUCGGGCAAUGAGUUCUCGACAAUUCGUAAGCGAGUUAGGUAUGUUUUGAAUCGGAUGAACUAUGAGCAAAGUCUACUUGAAGCAUAUGCCAGUGAAGGAUGGAAAAGGCAAAGUUUGGAAAAGAUAAGGCCCGAGAAGGAGCUGGAACGAGCCAAGGCGGAAAUUGUGCGGUGUAAAUUGAGAAUACGAGAAGCUUUCCAGAGUCUUGACCAUCUUCUAUCUGUGGGGAAACUCCAGGAAUCUUUGUUUGAUUCUGAAGGAAAGAUAUCUUGCGAUGAUAUUGUUUGUUCCACCUGUAGUACCCAAGACGUUACAUUGAAUAAUGACAUCAUUCUCUGUGACGGAGUUUGCGACAGAGGAUUCCACCAGAACUGUUUAAACCCCCCUUUACUGACUAAAGAUAUCCCAGCGGGAGAUGAAGGAUGGCUUUGCCCUGCAUGUGAUUGCAAGAUAGAUUGUAUAGACAUAAUAAAUGAACUCCAAGGGACCGAUCUUUCCAUUGAUGACUCUUGGGAGAAAGUUUUUCCUGAGGCAGCUGCUGUGGCACACGGACAGAUGCAAAAUGAUGUACCUGAUCUUCCAUCGGACGAUUCUGAAGAUGAUGACUUUGACCCUAAUAUUGCUGAAGAGCAUGUGGCUGGUCAUGUAGAAGUAUCAUCAGAAGAGGAUGAGGGUGAAGAUUCGGACUCUGAUGACUCAAAUUUUAUGACCUCUUCUGACAACUCAGAACAUGUUAAGGAGAAAGAGAAAGUUGAUGACCUUGGAUUACCUUCUGAGGACUCAGAAGAUGAUGACUAUGAUCCAGCAGGUCCUGAUUCAGAUAAAGAUAUCCAAGAGAAGCAAGAUGAGUCAGACUUCACAUCGGACUCUGAUGAUUUCUGUGCUGAGAUUGCUAAGUCUUGUGGUCAGGAUGAAGUUUCGUCAGGUCCUAAGGUCGGAGAUCAUAGUAAUGACAUAGAGGGAGCCACUGUUCAGCCUAACACAGCAAUGUCUCAUCUCACUUCUAAGGAUCUUGGAAUCGACUCAGAUUUAAUUUUACCCUCAGGGAGAAGGCAGGUUCAAAAGUUGGACUACAAAAAACUGUAUGAUGAUGCUUAUGGGGACGCCCCAUCUGAUUCAAGUGAUGGUGAAGAGUGGUCUGGGAAGAGCACAUUCAAAGAAGAUGAUGAAGAACGAAAUGAAGUGGAUUCAUUUGCACGCAAUAGCUCCAGAGGAGCACGGGCUGUGCAGCAGAAUAGCACUCGACAAAGCUUGCAUCCUGAUGGAAUUCAUGGUUUAGUAAAUGGUCUACAUGCAGGGCAGCCUACCUCUGAUGGCAGCAAUAGUAAAGCUAAGAAACGGCAAUUUGGUCCAGUAAUCAAUGAGAGGCUAAAUAAGCAUUUCACAGUAGACCAAUACCCUAGCCGUGCUGUUAAAGAAAGCUUGGCCCAAGAACUAGGGCUGACAUUUCGUCAGGUUAACAAAUGGUUUGAAAGUACCCGUAGUGCCGCAAGAGUAGCUGCUACCAAGAAUGGCACUCGCAUGGAAAACCAUGGCAACAAGAGGAAGAGGAGCUCAGUGGUAACUCGCAUGGAAGUUGCAGACCCCAAAGAGACGAUGUUGGAAAAACCUAAUGCAUGUAAAAACGAAGCUAUCAAACAAGAUGGCUCUUCUGGAAACCUAGAACCUUUGGAAAACAUAGAGAAAGUUGCUGACCUUGGAUUACCUUCUGAUGACUCUGAGGAUGAUGACUAUGAUCCAACAAGUCCUGAUUCUGAUAAAGAUAUUGAGAAGAAGCAAUCAUGUUCAGACGAGUCAGACUCUGAUGACUCCAAUUUUAUCGUCUCUUCUGAUAAUUUGGAACAUGUAAAGGGGAAAGAGAAAGUUGAUGACCUUGGAUUACCUUCUGAGGACUCGGAGGAUGAUGACUAUGAUCCAGCAUGUCCUGAUUCAGACAAAGAUAUAAAAGAGAAACAAGGUGAAUCAGACUUCACAUCAGCAGGUCCUGAUUCAGACAAAGAUAUCAAAGAGAAACAAGGUGAAUCAGACUUCACAUCUGACUCUGAUGACUGUGGCCAAUAUGUGGUUUUACCAUCUUCAGGGAAACGGCAGGAUGCUAACCGGGAAGCACCAUUUGAUUCGAUUCAUGGUGAAGAUUUACCUGAGAAAAACACACCUGAAAAGCACAAUGGGAAACAAAGUGAAGAAGGUUCUUUUGUGAGCCAGAGUAAUGAAUUCACUCCGCAAAGUGCUCAAGGUCAACAAAGCUUGCAUGAUUUGGUGAAUGGAAAACAUGAAGAAGAGCUCCUUACCCCUAAUGGAAGCAAUAGUUCAGUCCCGAAAGGAAAAUAUGGGCCAAUAAUUUAUCAGAGGCUACAGGAGCAAUUCACAGCAGAUCAAUAUCCUAGCCGUGCUGUUAAGGAAAGCUUGGCACAAGAAGUAGGUCUGACAUUACAUCAGGUUAACAAAUGGUUUGAUCGUAAGCGGCAUAACACAAGAGUAGCAUCUAGCAAAAAUGGCACCAAGGGAAAUGGGAGCUCAGUUGCAGCUCACAAAGUUACAGACCCCGAGACGAUGGUUGAAAAACCUGAUGUAGGCAAUAGUGAUGCUGCAAAUGAGGAUAUGACAUCUGGAAUUCUGAACAAAGGUAUCAAGCAAGAUGGUCCACUGAAACGAAACAUCGUUGAUGUGUUGAUGAGAAAUGUCAGCUCUCCAAAUAGCAGUCAAAGACGCACUACCGCCAAGGGGUCGGUAGGGCCUCCAAAAGGUAAGUCCAGCCAGGAUCGUGUAAAGAAUGCCUCCUCCAGCCGUGUUGAAAGGCCAAAAGAUGGUGAUACAGAGGAUGUGAUUCUGGCGCUAGAAGCUGUAGAUGAGAAAACAAAAAACUCAGUACUGCGGGAGCUGAAGAAGAGGAAAAUCGGCUGAUGACUUUUCUAGCUAAAAGACCCUUUGGAUUCGCAAUGGGGACCAUGGUUUUGGGAUUAGGGUUCUUUACCCACAUGGUGGAUGUUUUACUCCCAACAGGAAGCUUGGUUUGGUUUGGGGACUACCUCUUAAGAUCGUUAUAUUCCUUCAGAUCGAAAGUGGUUGAAACUGAGAAUUCAGAAGUGUAGCGGCAACGGUGUAUCAUGGUAGAGAAUACAAACUAUAGGAUGUUUCGUUGUGCAUUCGAUGCUGUUGUCUCCUUUACCCAGCUGUGAAAUCAUGGUCCUGUACAGUCAUGGGUUGUGUACUUGUGCCAUGUGUUGUCUACCUAGAUGAGUAAGUAGGCUGUUCAGCUUAGAAUUUAUAUGAUACAUGGAGUAUUGGACAACGUCAUUAGACGUGCAUACAUGUUGUACUGUUCGUAAGGAGUAUAUGCCCCCUUCAUUUUCAUGAUCUC
Lolium rigidum is the source of this 4229-nucleotide messenger RNA. RefSeq names its product homeobox protein HOX1A-like. Gene Ontology annotation, biological process: regulation of DNA-templated transcription; chromatin organization. Bases 551 to 3772 code for a protein of 1073 amino acids. Gene Ontology annotation, cellular component: nucleus. Gene Ontology annotation, molecular function: chromatin binding; DNA binding. The transcript has 12 exons. Lineage: Eukaryota; Viridiplantae; Streptophyta; Magnoliopsida; Poales; Poaceae. The record is from RefSeq and is a predicted model, not a curated record.